AUGUCGGAAGACGGCAUCCCCCUGUACACCAACUCCCCCAUAUCUGUGUCGGACGACGCAGCACACAGCCCGGCUGCCACCGAACCACCAUCACUAUCCACAAACAAUAACUCCCUCGCACCACAACAUCCGCCAUUAGGGCCCGGCGCGUCUACGUCAAGACGAGGAAAUAGCACCAGCUCCAACGCGAGUACGAGCGGCAGCAGGCCACAGCUGCAAACGACAACCUCCUUCGAAAGCAGAGACAGCCGUCCAACAAGUUCGCACAACGUGUCGAGCCCUGUCAUGUCGCGAAGCGGCGACCGCACCCAUGGCUUCCUCGCCGUCCCGCACUCCCACCGGUCGCGCCAGAACUCGGUCGACUCAGAAGACGGCUCCCGAUCCGUCGCCAUCUCACAGGGCGAAACCGUUAUCGGCAGCGCCGCGAGUGGCGUCCAGCACGUUACUCGGUCGACGUCUGUGGAUGGCUCCAACGACAUGAUCAUGAACGACCCCGAUGCGCUCAAGCCAGACCGUGGCACCGAAGCCACCUUCCACGUCGACAACAACCCGUUCGCCUUCAGCCCCGGCCAACUCAGCAAAAUGUUCGACCCAAAGAGCUUGUCUGCCUUUUACAGCCUCGGUGGUUUGGCGGGCCUCGAAAAGGGCCUGCGCACUGAUCGGAAAGCUGGGUUAAGUGUUGAAGAAACCUCACUCGACGGUGCCAUCUCUUUUGAUAGCGCAGUAGCAGCAAAGGACCACGGAAAGGCUGUGUCCGGCCACGGGAGUGCCGUUGUGGGCAGCCAAGGGCAGUCUGCUUCUGCCGCAGCAGGUGGCCGUCACGACCGUAAAGAUGAGGGCUUUUUCGACCGGAAGCGCGUCUUCAAAGACAACCGUCUGCCGGAAAAGAAGGCCAAGUCGCUGUUGCAGCUGAUCUGGAUUACCUUCAACGACAAGAUUCUGAUUAUGCUGUCCAUCGCCGCCGUGGUGUCACUGGCCGUUGGUCUGUACCAGACCUUUGGCCAGGACCAUAAUGCAGAGCACCCGGCUGUUGAGUGGAUCGAGGGCGUGGCUAUCAUUGUUGCGAUCCUGAUUGUCGUUAUUGUCGGAUCCCUCAACGACUGGCAAAAGGAGCGGCAGUUCGCCAAGCUGAACCGGAAGAAGACUGAUCGCCUGGUCAAGGUGGUCCGUUCUGGCCGCCUGCAAGAGAUUUCGAUUUGGGAAAUCCUGGUCGGUGACGUCGUCCACCUCGAGACGGGCGACAUGAUCCCCGUGGACGGCGUGCUUAUCGAAGGCCACAGCAUCAAAUGCGACGAAUCACAAGCGACGGGCGAAUCCGACCUGAUUCGCAAGCGCCCCGCCGACGAAGUCUACGCUGCUAUCGAGAGCCACGAGGAUCUGAAGAAGAUGGAUCCAUUCAUCCAGUCUGGCGCCCGUGUUAUGGAAGGCCUCGGUACCUUUAUGGUUACCGCCACCGGCGUCAACUCCACCUACGGCAAGACGAUGAUGUCCCUCCAGGACGACCCCGAGAUCACCCCUCUGCAGGCAAAGCUCAACGUCAUUGCCGACUACAUUGCGAAGCUUGGUGGUGCUGCGGCGCUCUUGCUGUUUGUUGUUCUCUUCAUCGAGUUCCUCGUCCGCCUCCCGAAGCUGCCCCCAUACGUCACGCCCGCCCAGAAGGGCCAAGAUUUCCUCAACAUUUUCAUUGUCGUCGUCACGAUCAUUGUCGUGGCCGUCCCCGAGGGUCUUCCACUCGCCGUGACACUUGCUCUCAGCUAUGCAACCGCCAAGAUGGUCAAAGAGAACAACUUGGUGCGUCAGCUCAAGGCUUGUGAAGUGAUGGGCAAUGCAACAACAAUCUGCUCCGACAAGACGGGCACUCUCACACAGAACCGCAUGCGUGUGGUUGCCGGCACUGUCGGUACUGGCCAACGGUUUGGCGAGCAGGGCCUCGCUGACGUCGAUGGCGUCGGAAGCCCCAGCUCUUCUGGCGGGGACAACAACAAAGCCAAAGACACGACGGUAGCUUCCAACAGCGCCGCCGAGAACCGCGAGCUCACGGCCCAGGAGGCGAUUUCCGGCCUUGGCAAAGACGUUCGCGACAUACUGCUCAAGUCGAUCACCAUCAACUCCACGGCUUUUGAGGGUGAGGUCCACGGCAAGCCUGAGUAUAUUGGCUCCAAGACCGAGUCUGCCCUGCUUAGUUUUGCGCGUGACCACCUCGCCAUGGGCCCUGUGAGCGAGGAGCGGGCUAACGCUCCCAAGACGCUACAGCUGAUUCCCUUUGAUUCCGGCCGCAAGUGCAGUGGUGUCGUGGUGGAGCUGCCCAACGGCCGCGGCGCUCGUCUUUUCGUGAAGGGUGCAUCCGAGAUUCUGCUGUCGCAGUGCACCCAGAUCCUGCGCGACCCGACGCGCGACGUUGCCCUCUCCCCGAUGACCGACGAAAACCGCGACUCGCUCUCCUCGCUCAUCGAGAACUACGCCUCGCACUCGCUGCGCUGCAUCAGCCUGGUUUACCGCGACUUCCACCAGUGGCCUCCGGCCUACGCUCGCCGUAACGAGGGCGCCAAUGACGACGUCGUGUUUGAGGAUGUAUUCAAGAACAUGGGUUUUAUCAGCCUCGUCGGCAUCAAGGACCCGCUCCGCGACGGUGUGCGUGACGCCGUUGCCGAUUGCCAACGUGCCGGCGUCGUCGUUCGUAUGGUCACGGGUGACAACCGCCUAACGGCUCAGGCCAUUGCCCGGGACUGCGGCAUUCUGCAGGACGACAGCGAAGUCAUGGAAGGUCCCGUCUUUCGCAACAUGACCAAGGAGGAGCAGCUUGAAAUUAUCCCCCGGCUUCACGUUCUGGCGCGGUCCAGUCCCGAGGACAAGCGUGUGCUUGUACAGCGCCUGAAGGAGCAGAACGAGACGGUUGCGGUAACUGGUGACGGCACGAACGAUGCGCCCGCUCUCAAGCUGGCGGAUGUCGGUUUCUCCAUGGGCAUCUCUGGAACCGAGGUCGCCAAGGAAGCGUCUGCUAUCAUUCUCAUGGACGACAACUUUGCCUCGAUUGUCAAGGCCUUGAAGUGGGGCCGUGCCGUCAACGAUGCCGUCAAGCGGUUCCUGCAGUUCCAGCUCACUGUCAACGUGACGGCUGUCGUGCUCACGUUUGUGUCGGCCGUGUCGAGCACGGACGAGAGCAGCGUGCUUACUGCCGUGCAGCUGCUGUGGGUCAACCUGAUCAUGGACACGCUCGCCGCGCUGGCCCUGGCCACUGACCCCCCGCAACCGAGUGUCUUGGACCGCUUGCCCGAGCGCAAGGGUGCCUCCAUUAUCUCGACGACCAUGUGGAAGAUGAUUAUUGGCCAGGCCCUUUACCAGCUGGCAAUAACGUUCCUUCUCUUCUUUGGCGGUCAGAAGGUCUUGCCUCAGCGGGAGCAUGCCACUGUUGAUCAGGUGCAAACCCUCGUGUUCAACACGUUUGUCUGGAUGCAGAUCUUCAACCAGUGGAACAACCGCCGCCUCGACAACAAGUUCAACAUCUUCGAGGGCCUCACGCAGAACUGGUUCUUUAUUGGCAUCAGCAUCAUCAUGGUUGGCGGUCAGGUCCUCAUUGUCCAGGUCGGUGGCCUGGCGUUCAACAUUGCCUCGGAAGGCCAGUCGCCUACCAUGUGGGGCUACGCUGUCGGUUUCGGGUUUAUUUCGAUUCCCAUUGGUGCUCUGAUUCGGUUGAUUCCUGACGCAUGGUUCGAGAAGCUGGUGCCCGCAUUCGUCAAGCGGUGGUUUGCCAACCGCAAGAAGAAGAACGAGCAGGUGCCUGAUGUUACCGUGUCCGACCCCUACACCCACGACGAGCGCUUUGACUUUUAUCCCGUGGCGCUGGCCGACGUCCGUGAUGAGCUGGCCUGGCUCAAGCGCCUCAAGGGCGGCCGCCUUAACAACCUCAAGUUUGCCAUCCAGCACCCGCGCGAGACCUUCGCACUGCCCGCGUCCCUGUCCCCGUCUCACUCUCGUUCCAACUCCCGGUCCAAUUCGCACUCGCUGCCCAAUUCCCGCUCAAACUCGUUCAACAUGUCUACCGGUCCUCGGCCGCAUACGCCAACGCGCGAAGAUAGCUUUGGCUCGACCAACGGCCCCGGCCUGGCGGGCGGACUCGGUGCCACCCUCAUGACGCCCUCGGCCUCGCCUGACUCGCGCAGACGGUCGCGCUCGAUGCGCUCGAUGCGCUCGCGGUCCAACUCCGCUCUUGGUGCACCAACCGUCAUGGCAGGUAUCAUUGCCGGCAGUGUGGCAGUGGGCUGGUCUCCAAUCGAUCGCAGCAACAGCAGCUCUAGUCUGUACGGUCAGCAUACCAACAACAACAGCGACAACAGCGACAACAGCAACAACAGCAACAACAACAACAACAACAACAACAACGGCGCGGGCAACAGUACCACCUCCAACGUGGACUUUGGCUCGUCCUACACUGGCCGUGCUGCGUCACCAUCUCCUGCUCCGAACGGUUCCUCGCAGACACCGACCCGGGAGUCGAGUACCGCGCGUCUUCUGCGCGACAACACGGAUGGCACGGAUGGUACACAUUCGACGUCUCUCACAGCUGUGACGAACAACACGAACGAUACCACUGAGACAGCCGUCGAGCGUGGCCGGUCUGACAGUGCGCCGAAGAAGGAUUAA
Sporothrix brasiliensis 5110 is the source of this 4641-nucleotide messenger RNA. Its product is annotated as Ca2+-transporting ATPase. The transcript has a single exon. NCBI's taxonomy places the organism in Eukaryota, Fungi, Ascomycota, Sordariomycetes, Ophiostomatales, Ophiostomataceae. The record is from RefSeq and is a predicted model, not a curated record. Gene Ontology annotation, cellular component: intracellular membrane-bounded organelle; membrane. Gene Ontology annotation, biological process: intracellular calcium ion homeostasis; calcium ion transmembrane transport. The coding region runs from base 1 to 4641 and encodes 1546 amino acids. Gene Ontology annotation, molecular function: ATP hydrolysis activity; ATP binding; P-type calcium transporter activity.